Messenger RNA from Selaginella moellendorffii, 1269 nucleotides. Its product is annotated as DNA topoisomerase 6 subunit A. The transcript has a single exon. Lineage: Eukaryota; Viridiplantae; Streptophyta; Lycopodiopsida; Selaginellales; Selaginellaceae. Gene Ontology annotation, cellular component: nuclear chromosome. Gene Ontology annotation, molecular function: DNA binding; DNA topoisomerase type II (double strand cut, ATP-hydrolyzing) activity; ATP binding. The record is from RefSeq and is a predicted model, not a curated record. Bases 20 to 1267 code for a protein of 415 amino acids. Gene Ontology annotation, biological process: meiotic DNA double-strand break processing; DNA topological change; meiotic DNA double-strand break formation.
UCCAAGGUAGGGUUUUUCCAUGGCGCCGAGACGCGGCGGCGAUGGCGGCAAUGCUGGUGGCGAGCUGCCCAAGCGCCUCAAGACAGACGGCGCGAUCCUGCAGACCAUCAAGGACUUCGCCGAGGCAACGGCAAGAGCCGGCAUCCGAGGUGAGAAGCGGAGCUUGAGCGAUCUAGCCCUGGAGGAAUCGUGUAGGGAGGUGGCGGAGCUGGGCAGCGGCGAGGUGAAGGAGGAGAUCGAGAAGCUCGUUCUGUCCGUGACCAAGUCGAUCCUCCAGGGCCAGGGCCUGGCUUACACGGUCCCGUCGCGGACGAGCGCCAACCAGCUCUACGUCGAGGAGCUUGACAGGAUCGUCCUCAAGGACAAGACCUCCAUUCGCCCCUUCGCGAGCAGCUCCACCGUGAAGAAGACCGCCAUCACCACCCGGAUCCUGGAGCUCGUCCACCAGCUUUGCUCCAAGCAGAUCCACGUUACCAAGCGCGAUCUCUUCUACACGGACGUGAAGCUCUUCACCGAGCAGGCCCAGUCGGACACCGUCCUGGACGACGUCUCGUGCAUGCUGGGCUGCACGAGAACCAGCCUCAACGUGGUAGCGUCGGAGAAAGGCGUGGUGGUGGGACGCCUGGUGUUCGUCGAGGACGGCGACCGGAUCGACUGCACCAAGAUGGGCGUCGGCGGCAAGGCCAUCCCGCCCAACAUCGACAAGAUCCAGGACAUGGAGAGCGACGCCCUCUUCAUCCUCCUGGUGGAGAAGGACGCGGCCUUCAUGCGCCUGGCGGAGGACCGCUUCUACAACCGGUUCCCGUGCGUGAUCGUCACCGCGAAAGGCCAGCCGGACGUAGCGACUCGACUCUUUCUCCGCAAGAUGAAGAUGGAGCUGAGGCUUCCGGUGCUGGGCUUGGUGGACAGCGAUCCUUACGGCCUCAAGAUCUUGUCGGUCUACAUGAGCGGCUCCAAGAACAUGUCCUACGAUAGCGCGAGCCUCACCACCCCGGAUAUCAAGUGGCUGGGAGUCCGGCCCUCGGACUUGGACAAGUACCGGAUCCCGCAGCAGUGCCGGCUGCCCAUGUCGGAGCUGGAUGUCAAGACUGGACGGGAUUUGCUGGAGGAAGAUUUCAUCAAGAAGGAUCCUCGGUGGUACCAGGAGCUGGAACUCAUGGUGAAGAACAAGGAGAAGGCCGAGAUCCAGGCGCUGAGUAGCUUUGGCUUCCAGUAUCUCUCGGAGGUUUAUCUCCCCAUGAAGCUCCAAGAGAGGGAUUGGAUUUGACA